Molecule: messenger RNA, 1488 nt
Organism: Fonsecaea multimorphosa CBS 102226
Lineage: Eukaryota; Fungi; Ascomycota; Eurotiomycetes; Chaetothyriales; Herpotrichiellaceae
Exons: 2
Coding region: 1-1488 (495 amino acids)
Source: RefSeq, a predicted model, not a curated record
AUGCAAGAACCGGUCUUGACUGUCUCGAUCACCACCCCGCAAUCGUGGGCUCAGCAAAAUGCCAUCAAACGGAGGCGGAUCCCGCGAUCACCACGGCGCAACGUCAUCUCUCUCAAGCACUUGAAUCCCAAGGUGAAGCAGGCCAAGGAAGAGUUCCUGUCAAAGGCCAUCGCAAGUCAAUUGCAGAUCAAGCGGUCUCCCAUCAAUGGACUCCAGCUUGAUCCCUUCCAAACUUUCCCCAUCCCAAGCACUGGUUGUGUGGGUAACAUGGCCCAGUAUUAUGUCCAGGUCUGGGCGCCUCAGCAUGGCACCGCCUUCGCCUUCGACGGUCAUUCUAACCCCUACGUGAGCCUGCUCUGGCCUUUUGCUUUGACUUCCGAUAUCUACUUUGAAGGACUUGUCGCUCUAUGUCGAGCCACACACCUCGCCACUUCGGGCCAGUCCGCUCGCGGCGACAGGCAUUUUGUAUGGCACCGAGGGAAUGUCAUGACCAAACUUCGCGCACGUCUCCAGAAUCCUCACCAGUGUUCGGACGACACUACCAUCCUGGUUGUGGCGACGCUGGGCACAAUCGAUUACAUUCUGGGCGAUCACUCCGGCGCCUAUGCUCACGUCUCGGGAAUGAGACAGAUGAUCAAGCUAAGGGGUGGACUCAAAGGCGAGUCCCCUUGGGAACGGCUGCUUAGGACCAAUAUCGAUGCCUACGAGGCACUGUGGUCCUUCCUGUUUGCGGCAGAUUCUACCCCCGACAAAUCGACUCGGUACUCGGGGUCAAUCUUACAAAAUGCAGAGUUCCCCGUCUACAUGGCCCAUCCCUUCAAACCCGAAGUCUGUGAGAUGUUGGCAAAGUUGCCUCAAGGCUUCUGUGACAUUGGGUUGACAGGCGUGAUUUCGCUCCAAACGAUCCGACUGCUGUCCGAUUUCGCGACUGUGAGGGCGAAAUUGUCGGAUCCCGUUCGAAGUGAAGGAUUUGAUGUGACCUCGAGAAGGAAGAUCCAGACGACCCUUGAAGAUCUCCAUCGUCUUGCCACGUUGCAAACUACGCCUACAGAGAGAUUUCUAUCCCACGGUCUGGUUGCAUAUUGCUACAUUCUGAGAGUCAUCCAUUUUCAAGAUCAUCUGACUGGAUUUUAUGAGACAGCUCUGAAAGCGCUAGCAGACAUCGCUCUGCACCAAACUCCUAGUCAUAAAUCUCCGGAACGCAAGUGUUACCUCUGGACCAACAUGAUGAUAGGAACAGUCAUACAGCACGGGCAGAUACGUCCUCGUGGCUGGACGACCGUCAUGGGGCAAUUCUUGGACAAGUAUGUUGAAGCUCGACUAUGGAAGAAGUUGGAAAAGGAGCUGAGUAUGUUCUUUUUCGAAGAUGCCAUUCGCCUCCUCGCUAAGGAGGCUUAUGACGAGGCAGUCAGGAGGAAGGAAAGGGGAGAAUCCGAAGAGAGGGAUUCACGCAUCGCCACAAUGGCUAUUCGGAAUGUCAUUCUCUAG